GCGAACAGUUGUCUGUUGCACGACGGUACUGUUUUGAUCAUUAGAAUUCGUCUCAUUUUCUCUUGAUCUAAAGCUGUAAUCCUUUCAUUAUAUACAUUUCCUUCUUAUUAUCAUCUGCAAGCAUUCCUCGCUGAAGUAUGGGCGAGGAAGGCGGUGGAGGUUCCGAUGAUUUCGAUCCACAUGGAGAUCCCAACACAGACCCUAAGGAAAGAAGAAGAAUUCGACAUGAAUAUCGUGAACUGAUCGCCGAAACGCAAAGUAAGGACCAAAAAAAUGCACAUUGACUUCAUGUUGCUGUGCUUUCAGUUUUCCUUUUAGCAUAUUGUCAGCUACGAUCUAAAAACCUAACGAACCACGCGACAAUCGAAGUGCCUCGCCAGAGGUGUCAAGUUGCAGAAGCACAUGAAGCUUUCGUGCAUAGUUGAUGUACUGAAGUUUUAGUUAUAUGACUCCUUUUAAUUUGUGCUGUUUGGCGAUUGUUUUCGUAGAAAACCGACAUGAUCUUAUCAAACCUGACUCAGCAGGAUUACACAGAGCUUUGGACAAAGCUGACAACUUGUUUAAAAGUGGUGAGUACCGGUGGCCGAUUCUAUUUUAAUCGAAACAUGUGCCACUGUUCUUGCUAUCAGGAUUUCUUAGCUGAUGAUUAAUUGUUCGAAACUUGGAGAAAUGGAAAAGGGCAGUGUAAAAUGCAGACUGCGGACUGUCUGCGGACUAUUGUUUUUAGGGUUAGAAAACAAUGGGACUAUUGUUGUGACUUACUCAUUUACAUGGUGAAGACAACAGUCCGCAGUUUAGGAAUGAUGAUGAUGACAUGCAUGGUGAUGAUUAACUAUAAGAUACUGGUACCAUACCAUGGCAGAGUGCAUUAUCCUGCAGCCAGCCACUCAAACCACACCAGACAUAAACCCACAGUAAUGUAUUGGUGUAAUUCAGAUGACAAAGUAACACUAUUAGUGUGUGUCAAGCAUGAACUGAGGUCUCUUGACACUCCAUACAAUACAAUACAAUACAAUGCAAUACAAUACUUUAUUCAAGAGAUAGAAAACAAAACAAAAUAUCUUUUGAAAGGGGAGAUCUAGAUGUUAUCCCUAUAUAAUGCAUCAGUCAAUUCCAGCUGACACCAGGGCAUUUGCAUUUUUUUGCCUUGGAUGGCAAAUUCCCGGCGGUGGGGACUCUUGGGCGGAGUUGGAAUUUACUGAUGCAUAAAUAUCCCUGUAUAAAAGAUUCCCCAAGAUAAAAAAACUAAAAUCUAAAAACUAGAAGCUAAAACAUUAUUCACAGAGUUAAAAAAUGUAAAAACUAGAAUUAUCUAAAAUGAUGGAAAAUAUUUACAAUAAUAUUCAAUAUAAAUCGACAUUUUUUAAAGCUGGUAUUAAAAGACAAACAAAUCCUUUUGCAUUUGAAACAAAUCAUAUGGCUUCAUCUGGCAUCAAUCGUCUUGAACUGAAUGUUGAUGCUUGGUAACCAGGCAAAUUUUUGAGCACAUGCUUGACCCAAGAUGGCGGUUGGUUUGCUGUCAUUUCUACACUGCGAUCUUGCAUUUGUUUCAGACCUUUAUAUCCUGGAGAAAGCUCCCAGAUCUGUUAACAGAACUAUGAGGAUUUUUUUAUACAAAAGGGCUUAAUUUUGCCAGAUUGUUAAUGAACGAAAUAUCCAGGCUCAUGUGUUGCAUGAUGUAUCUUGAUACUACCGAUACAUUGCAUGUCCUGGUGUCAAUACUGAUGCCGAAACCAAGACAGCUGACUUGUUUAUGGAACAAAAAGGGAUUCCCUAAGUAUUCGCAGCUUUAUAAAACUGCUUUUUGUGUUGAUAGAUGUGAUUUUUUCGCUGUUGAUAGAAAUAUGUAACCUUUUUCGAUUUUGUUCAUGUUGUGGGUAAAUGGCUGUAAUCUGCAUCGUUGGAAAGUGUGUUGUAGAGGUUAAGGUGAACCUCUUCUCAAGAAUCAUGGCUGCACCUUAUAGCCGGGUAUUUUCGCUUAAUUUGUAACUGAGUGCACCUCAAAACCCAAAAAUACAGUACUUUACCAUACCCAAAAACAAAAGAAAAAUGAAAAUUACCUGAGAUAAAAAUUUAACUGCAGCACAUACUUCCUCAAUCUGUCUACUAACAGUCCCCCAAUGCUUGUGCUGUCAUAGCCAUAAAAAAAAAAAUCCGUAUUCAAUUUCAGGCAGAGUUAGAUCAUUAUCCUUUGGUGCUGGACAUGUUUAAUAUAUAGCUUAUAUUAUUUUAUGUUGUAGUUAAUUUUUAUUUUUCCAUUGUUUUUGGGUAUGGUUAUAUAUGCUAAUUAAUGAAUAUGAAACAAAGGAAAAAUAAAGAUUUCCUGAAAUAAAAAAAUUAACUGCAAUAUUUAUAAGGGAGUGACUUCUACCUGGUCCCAUCACUUCCCCCUAAAGUUUGAAAGUGAGGCGUGAAGUUAAAUAGGUAUUUCUAGGGGAAUUGUAAUAGAAAAAGAGGAGGUUAAACAAGAGACUGCGCAUAGGUAAAAUUCAGAUGUAAUACUUUGUUUCUCCACAGUCAGACUAACUAGAGAAGCUGUCCUUGAUUCUCAUUUCUUGGUUCUUGCGUCAAAUCUUGGUAGUCAGCAAGCGCAACAGUUACAGACUCACUUAGUUACAUUUGAUCGUGACACCUUUGUCCAAAAAUUGGUAAGUAUGAGAACUUGAAUCCCUCCUAACUCAAAACAGUUUUUCUCCCUCCUUCACUCUAGAACUACUUUUCUUUGUUUUGCCACUUUAUAUCACAGCUGUGCCUCUGGACCUUUCUAUCCAGAGUUCUGUUAGCCUGCUAUGAGCUCCUUUAAUGCUUGUCCAAUUAUAUCGAUUAAUGCAUAAAAGACAGUUUACUCAGGCAUUCUUUUUAGCAUCAUUGAAAGCGAGCUUAAGCUUUUUCAAUCUUGUAACAGAUCACUUUCAUGGGAGGCAGAAAUAUAAAUGAUUUAAGCAGAGAGCAUGAUGAAGAUGAUGGAGAGGUGCCCACAAGAAGACAGCGGAGGCCAGGUCGCCUUGAUUGGAAGAAGCUUGGACAGAAAGCUUGUGUGGCAUUCCGGAGAACACCUUGCAUUGACUUUAUGUAAGAUGACGGGAUAGCAUCUUUUUUGCUAUUGAAACCCUUCUGAAAAGGUUUUAACAGUUAGUGUUUGUCAUACAGACAGAAUUCUGUACUAUUGUUGUCCAUUUGUGCUUCAUCACCUUUGUGUUUGACUCAUUGUUAAUUUCAGAAUAAAUUAUCAGUGUUGUCCCAUUUUUUUCCUGGUUAUGUAAAGAAACAAAUGAAGAAAAAAAAUAAUCAUAUUAUUUUUGCAAGAUUUAGCUGUGGAUAAGAGAUGUAUUGAGAUGGAAAUAAUGCAACCUUUGUACAUGGAAAUGACUGUCAAAUUCUAGAGGAAAUUAAUACAAUGGCCCAGGGUUGUCACUAAGUAUUUAAAUUGCCAGGUAAAUACAACAUGUCGGCAGGGAAUCAAACAGCUAGGGCUUUCUUUUGGUUCUACAGUGUAAUUUUCUUCCAUUUUCAUUUGAAAGACGCUGAGGGCUAAGUUCAUAGUAGCCGGGGGACCCCCCUCCCCCGCCCCCCGCCUCUUAAUGACAGCCCUGAUGGCUUAUUUGUUUGAAGAUAUACUAUUUGGGUUUUAAUUAGGUUUGGUCCUUUGUCUAUGGAACCGCCACCAAACCGAUCACGGCAAGCUCAAAAGAAAAGUCCUAAAAACAAGCCUGAUGCAAGCCAAAAAGUCACACCAAGUCAGGUAAAAAGGAACUAA
Messenger RNA from Porites evermanni, 3757 nucleotides. Lineage: Eukaryota; Metazoa; Cnidaria; Anthozoa; Scleractinia; Poritidae. The record is from the annotation of a GenBank genome assembly.